Saccoglossus kowalevskii is the source of this 5390-nucleotide messenger RNA. RefSeq lists its product as uncharacterized. The record is from RefSeq and is a predicted model, not a curated record. Gene Ontology annotation, molecular function: guanyl-nucleotide exchange factor activity. Gene Ontology annotation, biological process: positive regulation of Rho protein signal transduction. NCBI's taxonomy places the organism in Eukaryota, Metazoa, Hemichordata, Enteropneusta, Harrimaniidae.
AUGGGAUCAACAUCAAGAGGUUCCUCAGAUGUGGAUUUCUCAUCCUAUCUCUAUGGCAACGCAGGUCAGAGUGAUGGCAUCUCAGAAGCUGAACUCACCCCAGCUGAUCUCAUCAACGACAUUGAGUACAAUGUAAAACAAAAAGAGAAUUAUGAAUUUGGGUUUGAUGUUGAUGAUUUUUUGCCAGUAGAACCGACAUCUAAAAGAGAAACUGGAGAGUAUUUAGGUGUAGAACUGUCACAGAAUUCUCAAAAUUCAGAUGAAAUUCCAUGUCGAUAUCAAUUGGAAUAUCCUCGAAUGAUACACAAGAGUGUUGUCAAGCCUGUAGCAGACUUCUUAAAAUGUGUUGAUACUUUGAAGGAUGGAGAGUAUGCUAUAAACAUUGAUAAAAACAAUGUAAAUUGUGAUGACAAUGUUGUAAAUGGCUUCAUUGGUAGUAUAAAUGAACAUGAUAUAAAUCAAAAUGAAGAAUGCAGUAUAAAUGCAAGCUGUCUAAAUGUUCAUCACACCAAUGGUAUAAUCACAGAUACUAGUGAUGUAAAUGCUGAAACCAGUGAUAUAAAUGCAGUUGCCAGUGAUAUAAAUGCUAAAACCAGUGGUGUAAUUACAGCUACUAGUGAUGUAAAUGCUGACACCAGUGGUAUAAUCACAGUUACUAGUGAUGUAAAUGCUGACACCAGUAGCAUAAUCACAGUUACUAGUAAUGUAAAUGUUGACACCAGUGAUAUAAAUGCAGUUGCCAGUGAUGUAAAUGCUGAAACCAGUGGUAUAAUAGAAGAUACUAGUAAUUCAAACACAGAAAUUGGUGUUAUAAAUGAAAAUAUCCAUGAUGUAAAUGCUGACACUUGUGUUACAAAUGCAAUCACCGGUGAUAUAAAUAUUGCUACUAGUCAUAAAAAUGAUAUAAAUUCAGAUGCCAAUGAUAUAACUGCUGCUGAUGAUGUAUAUACUAAUAAAGAUGAUGUAAUUGUUCUAAAUACAGAAACUCAUACAAAUAUUAUGAAAGAAAACAUACACCGAAUUUCAAUAGAUUCUGUUGACUCAGAAGUAAUGUAUCAUACUAUGGGAUUGCGCGAUCAGAGCAGGAACAAUAGUCGAACAAGCAGUCCAUCCCAGAAUGACAGUUUUGGCUCAUACGAUGACAAGGUGAUGGCAAGGAAAGAAAGUAUGAGUUCUAGUGAUGAGACAUCUAGCCAGUCAGCCCAACAUUCCGGUGCUGCUUUGGAAAAUGAAAGAAAAAUAAAAUGGAGACGGAAACGUAGAAUACCUAAUGGCACAUCGGGAGAAAAAGAUUCAAAUGCUGACCAUAGCAGUUCAUCGCUUGAAUCUGAAUCUGCAUUUACUCGUGUUACUCAUGGUGGAUCAGAUGUACCAAGGAAUGGUCGACUUGUUGAUUCUGGGAACAAAAAUAAAACUGAUGACACUCGCUCAAAUAUCAAAGGCUUGUCAUGCAAUUCAGAUCAUGAUCAGUCUAGGGAGUAUGAUGAAAAUAAACUCAAAGAUAGGGUGUCUGAUGAGAAUUCAGAUGCGCUUAGAGAUACUCAAGCUUCUUAUGUUAGUGACAUUUCACCAAUUAUAACUAAAAAAAUACCAUUACUCACAGAUAAAAAAGUUGAUGAGAAAAUUGAGCACAGCUUUAGAAGUGUCAGUCCCAUCAAUAUAGGACGAGAAGACACAAAUAAUAACAGACCAUUAACAGAUCACCCAACAAGAUUAUUCCCACCGGCUGUGUCUCUUGUGUUAGAAUCCUACAGAGUUAGAAGAGAAAAGUCCAAAGAAAGGAGCAUGACAAUUGGACCAGUAAAAAGUCUACCUUCAGUUGGUGGUCCAACAAAUCGUGUCAGUCCAAGUCAUGUCCGAGGAUGUAGAUCGCCAAUUGUUGAGGUUAUCAGGGGUGCUCUGACUUCUGGACGAUGUGAAUCCCCGUCACCAAGACUUAAGUAUGAGAAAGAUAAAUUCCAAUUGCCAUCAUUUUUUCAGUUUAAGGAAAUGAGACAACUCGGUUUAUUGCCACAGUAUGACAAGGAAAAUGCAUCUCCUGUUCAUGCAGUGAGGCAGAGAAGCAUUUCUCUAAGUAACCCUCGGAAAAUCAGCGUUACAGUAGGUGUGCAAACUGGAGAUGGCAAAGUGUUGAGUGACACAGAUGCUGUUAAAAGUAGUUCUGCACAAGUAUCAGCAAAAAAACAAAGGGAAGAAGGUGGUAUGCUGGACUCUGUUUUAAAAGAAAAAGUACAGAACAUUAGCAUGGAGGUUGAAGAUGUUUUCAGACAAAAGUACUUAGCUGAGGUUGAAUCUGAAAGGGAUAAUGAAAUUAAAAUAAAUAAAUCAGAGAACCUUGAUCAGUUGAAAUCUGAAAUGGAAGACUUAAGUAAAAUGAUACAAGAUGAUAGACCUAAAGAAAAAGAUAGAAUUUUGCUUGAGAGUGAAGUUAUUAUAGAAAAGAACAUCAAAGAAUGUGCGAUUCAAACAUUCAUGAUUGACAACAAGGAUUGUAUUGUUACUGAACGGGAUGGAAAUUGUGAUGCAGAACAGGAACACUUUCAUCAUCGACAUGUAGUGGAGUUAAAAGAUGCAGUUGUUGAUGAGAGUCUGUCGGUGCAUCUUCCUGUUACUAAAGUACUGCCAAUCAAUAGUGAGAAAGAAUUUCAUGAAUUCGAUGAGCAAGUUGAAAUUAAGAAAAAGGAAUACGAUACUGGUGAUAACAGGGAGGUUAGGGAUGUUUUAAGUAAUAUUGAGAUUGAACCAGAAAGUAAGAAAAGUGACAAUGAACUUGAAUUGAUAGGAGAGGAGGAAGUUGGUCAUAGGUCAGUAUCUGGUGACAGUACUGAGCUGUUGCUAGGCAACUAUAGGGAUGAUGUGAUGCUAGAGAAAGAACAUAAGGAAGGUGAUGCAAAUGAUGAUCCUGCUACUGGGAUAGUGAACGAUGCAUUGCCAGUUGAUGCUUUGCCAAAUGGAAUUGAUGCUGAGCAUUGUUCUAGUAAUGAUGAAUUGGAGGAUGAGGAAAAUGAUGAUUUCUAUGAUGAUGGAAGUCCACUGCAAUGUAAGUUUGAUUCAGAGAAAACUGCUAUCAGAAGACGACCAGCUAUAAAAGUCAAAUUUAAUUCAGUAGAUAAAGAGCAUCAUGAUGAAGAAAGCAGGAAUGGAGAGAUCUCCAGUGAGAGCUCAUCAGAUACUGAUACCGAGACAAGAAUUAAACAACAUUUAAUUGAGAAACCCAAACAGGAGUUCAAGAAUCGGAAAAGGAAGAUGAGUUGCGGACAAUUAAUUGCUGAACUACUCUUGACACAGCAGGAUCAAGACCAAGUUAGGGAAAAUAUUAAAUCUGUGAUGGAAAAACAGACCCCUCCAAGUAAACCAGCCAAGCUUAUCAGUAGACAACGCAAGUUUGGAUCCAUAGUCGCUCCAAAUAUAUUGCCACCAAUAAUGGAUGAGAAACCAACACCACCGAUGCCACGGAAGAAUAUUGAGAGGACUGACAGUGGUCUUGGGAUGGAGAAUGGUGAAUCGUUUAAGAAUGUGCUACUCGAAAGCACUAUUAGUUGUGAAGAUUGCAGCUCUGAUGUUGUAGUGGUUGGAGAACAAAUCAUGGGUGGUGAUAAUACCGUCUGUAACAAAUGUAAAAAAAGAAGACUAGAGCGGAAAGAGACAAUAUUGGAGAUUGUGCAGACUGAGAUUAGUUAUGGAGAUGACUUAAAAGUAAUACAAGAUCAGUUUUUUAUACCAAUGAAAUCAAAUGGUUUAUUAACUGAUGACCAGUUAGACUGUGUUUUCUUAAAUUUAGAGGAACUAAUCAAGUGCAAUGACAAAUUAGCUGAUAUUUUACAAGAUGCAAUGGAUGAUGCAGCUGAAGAUGGUGAUGAGGAUUACGUCACAAUGUCGGUUGGUCAUAUUUUUUUAGAAAACAUCAAUCUCUUUUUACCAUUUGAAGAAUUUUGUAUCAAUCAGGCUGUGGCAUCUGCAUUAUUGACAUCUUUAGAAGCUGAGAAGAGCUUACUCAGACUAUUUUUACAAGUAUCGCAGCAAGAGAAUAUAGAACUACGUAAACUACAUCUCAAAUCAUUCUUAAUGGGACCAGUGCAAAGAGUAAUGAAGUAUCCUCUACUUCUAAGUCGAUUAUACAAAACAACGCCUGAAGGUCACGAAGAUCUACCUAAAAUAAAAGAAGCUCAGCAGAAAAUAGAAGUAAUAUUAGACAAUAUAAAUAAGAAAUCUAAGACUGUUCCAGUGCUUGGAAAAGUGAAGCCUAAAUUACAGAAGAGAGGCUUCUCAUCAUUUUUACUGCCUUUUAAUACCAGUGUGACUGAGUUGAAAAAGUUAUCAUUGGAUACCUUGGGUUGGAAAAAAGACGAAGUCAAGUUUCUCAAGAGUUCUCGUCUACAAUGUGCACAGCCAACAGAUCAAUUAUGGGGCAGAGUUAAAAAAACAGAUUUGCAGUUUAAAGCCGUUCAUGUGCUUCUCGUAUUACAUGGAGAGGAAAUUAGUAAUUACCAAUGUGAUGAUGAAUCAGAUGAGGAGAGCAAAAGACCUGCGUUUCCUGGCAACACAGUUGUUAAACAAGCUGCCUUAGUCAUAUAUAAAGAUAGAACCAAUGAGAAGUUCUUAUUAUACAGGAAUCCACUUCUGCUGGACAGAUGUGUUGUUUCUUCUGAGAUUGGAACUGAUGAAAUGUUUGAAGUUGUGGAUAUGACUUCCAAUGAUGUAUUGGUGUUCAAGACUGAUGGUGCUAAGGAAUCUCAACUUUGGCUUCGGUUAAUUAAAAAUCAAGCCAAAAAUCUAGGUCACUGGAGAAGGAGAAGAAAUGCUAUGGCGAACAUUAUGAUUACUAGUAUGUCAAGAUCAUAGAAAAAUGUCACCAUAUAUGUUAUAUAACUUAGGGAUAGGCGUAUGCCCGCACAUCCCCUGCAAAAAACCCCAAAAAAACGAAAAUUCACGAAAAUUGACAAGACGCAGAUCGAACUGCGACAGGGGAUAGAAUGGCAAAAUAAAACCAUGCAACGGAAAUAAAUGAACAAUAUGCAACAUUAGAAGUACCGGUAUAACAAAAAUAAUUUAUUGCUUAUAAUGUGACAAAUAAACCAGAGACAAUAAAAAUCGACAGUGAGGAAUCAUUUAAAUAAAGAUUUUCCCACCACAAACACACCAACUACGCAUAUGGUAUAUUUAUGCUAAUUAAGGAUGACCUCAUAUGGCAAUUAUCAAACAAGAUUACUUGAAUGUCAAGAUAAUAGCACAGGAAGACCAUAUAUGGUAUAUUUAUGCUAAUUAAAGAUGACCUAAUGUGGCAAAAUCAAACAUUGUGUCCAUAUAUGGUAUAUUUAUGCUAAUUAAGGAUGACCUAAUAUGGCAAAGUAAAACAGGAUGUCAUGGUCGUAGUGCAGGGAGACCAUAUA